AUGUCUAGCUUAGAUGUCGAGGCCCUGCUCGACGCUACGGCUAAGAACCCAGAGAAAAAGCAGAAGAGCCCUGAUGCGGAACGUUCCAAAGAUGAUGGUAAAUCUGAUAGGCGAGAUAGAGACUCCGACCGCGACAAAGGCCGAGAACGUGAUGGCAGCCGUGUGAGAGAUAGAGAUCGAGACUACGACCGUCGCCGUCGAGACUACAGCCUUACUCGAAGCCGCCGAGAGACGCCCGAUGCAGGCACUCCCCGUAGCGACACUGGCAGCCACAAAAGUAGGCGGAGAAGCAGGAGUCGUGAUGAUGACCGUCGUCACUCACGCCGCCACAGAGACGGCGACUACUAUCGAGGUGGACGAGCCCGCUCGCGUUCACGUUCGCCCCCUCGACACUAUCGUCCUCGUGACGAUCGCGAUCGACGAGACCGACGAGAUCGAGGCGACCGCUAUUCCAAUGACUACGGCCGCCGCGGUCGAGAUGAUGACCGACCUGACGCCGGCAAUGAGGGCGGUGGCAAUGCCCCGCUUACGGAAGAUGAGAGGGAUCGUCGUACCGUGUUUGUCCAGCAGCUUGCAGCUCGGCUGCGGACUCGUGAGCUGAAAGAAUUUUUCGAAAAAGUCGGACCUGUUAAUGAAGCUCAGAUCGUGAAAGAUCGAAUCAGUGGACGAUCUAAGGGAGUGGGCUAUGUUGAGUUCAAGAGUGAAGAUGCCGUGCAGCAAGCCCUUCAACUUACAGGACAGAAACUCCUAGGUAUCCCUGUCAUUGUGCAACAUACCGAGGCUGAGAAGAAUCGCCAAGCUCGCAACCCAGACUCGUCAAGUGGACAUCCUAACUCUAUACCCUUCCACCGCCUUUAUGUUGGCAACAUUCAUUUCAACGUCACAGAGCAAGAUCUUCAAGCUGUAUUUGAGCCAUUUGGAGAGCUUGAGUUUGUUCAGCUCCAAAAAGACGAUAAUGGACGCAGUCGUGGCUAUGGAUUCGUCCAAUUUCGGGACGCAGGCCAAGCUCGCGAAGCUUUGGAAAAGAUGAACGGCUUUGACUUGGCUGGCCGUCCUAUCCGUGUUGGUCUUGGCAACGAUAAGUUUACCCCUGAGAGUACUGCCAACCUAAUGCACAAAUUUUCCGGUAACAACCAGGGCUUCCAAGGCUCUGCGUUCUCCGGAGCAGGCGGACGUGGCCAACAGUCUACGUUCGACCGAGCCGGGGGUCGCGAUAGCGAAAAGACUGGUGGUGCUAGCGCUUUGGAUGAUACAGACGUUGCUGGUGUCAACUUUAACAACUAUAGCCGCGAUGCAUUGAUGAGAAAACUUGCCAGGACCGACGAAGCCCCGACCAACGGCAAUGACGAACGCCAGCAGAUUCUCAAGCCUAAAACGGAGACGAAGCCCCUCCCUGUCAACGUAAAUAUGGCCAGUCGCUGUGUUGUGUUGCACAACAUGUUCGACCCCACAGAAGAGGAGGGUGACGACUGGGUCAAAGAGCUCGAAGAUGAGGUUCGACAGGAAGCGGAACAACGAUAUGGGCAUGUUGUCCACAUCUCUGUCGACCCGAACUCUAAAGGAGACAUUUACCUCAAGUUUGACAAAGUCCAGGGCGGCGAAAACGCCAUCAAGGGUCUCAACGGUAGAUACUUUGGCGGCCGAAUGAUCGACGCGUCACCUGUUGUAGACGCCGUCUACAGCAGUUUGUUCUCUCGCACCCGGGCAAUCUGA
Trichoderma asperellum CBS 433.97 is the source of this 1713-nucleotide messenger RNA. RefSeq lists its product as uncharacterized. NCBI's taxonomy places the organism in Eukaryota, Fungi, Ascomycota, Sordariomycetes, Hypocreales, Hypocreaceae. Gene Ontology annotation, cellular component: nucleus. Gene Ontology annotation, molecular function: U1 snRNP binding; RNA binding. Gene Ontology annotation, biological process: mRNA processing. The record is from RefSeq and is a predicted model, not a curated record.